Molecule: messenger RNA, 411 nt
Organism: Mycena citricolor
Lineage: Eukaryota; Fungi; Basidiomycota; Agaricomycetes; Agaricales; Mycenaceae
Source: the annotation of a GenBank genome assembly
CGAUCAUGGGGCCGGCAUUGUGUCCAUUCUCUUUCUUUCCAUGAUUUUCGUAAUCCGAACGCUCACAUUGAUUCUAUCACCCUGGUCCUACUCUGAGGCUUCGGAGGUGGUUGCCCAGCUCUCAAACUAUAUGAUCCUUUGUGUCGGAGUAGUUGAAACCAUACUACUCUGGCUGCGAUUCCGGACGCCAGUACUUGGCAUCAGCAUCUGGGUCGAUGCCAAUGCGCGCUCGAGAGUUUGGGUGCAGAGAUUCCUAGUUUUCAACAACGUCGCCUGUUUGCUUGCGAUCGUUUUCACGCCUCUGCGGAUCAAGUACUUUCGUCGUGUAUCCGUCAUGCGUUUACUCGAUCAGAACCUCGAGCACGACACCUGGCCGAUAUACCAGGUCAGCAAACCUCACCUUUUCGCCCG